GCCGCUUUCAUUUCGCGAACUUCACGAGCAAACUGAGUGGAUGGCUGGACCGCACACUGGACAGGAGUUUCAGUGAAGGAACGAGAAACAAGGGCAUAUCGGAAAGGAUCCUCUAAACACAUUGUUGGCCUGUCUAGAGAGCGAUUUUGGGAAUGUUUUCCUUGUCAACAACAGUCCAACCACAGGUCACUGCCCCCCUGAGUCACCUGAUCAAUGCCCUCCAAUACCUGAAGACCGCAGUGGGCAGCAGCGCCGCUGCUAAACCUCAGCAUAGAGAGCAUGCCUCGGAACAGGACUUGCAGAGCACAGAGCCCACGUGGAGCCUGAGGGACCUGGGCCUGUCUGACCUGGGCGUGGGGCAGCUGGACGAGCUAAUAAGCACUAUAUUACCACGUCUGAGUCAACAGGGGGCGCUGUCCUCAUCCAGCCCCAGCCAACAGGCCUGGAGGACCUCUCACCUCUCCUCACAUUCCUUCUUCCACAACAAGCAUGGGUUCUCUGGUGGUAAAAUGGGCACCUCCUACCCUGUUUUCUGCAAACAGAUCCCUUCCCCUCUUCAAGCCGUUUGUACAGAGCUCCGCUAUUGGCCAGUGUGGAUCCAGAACAGAGGCUUUAAAACUCUAGGGAAACACAAGCGACUGCAGGCAGGCUUUGAGCGUCCCAUGGAAUCAGAUGGCUUUACACCCUCCUUUAUGAAGGGCCUCCUGACGCGUGAUAAGGGGAUGSAGGUGGAAACCUUGGACACGCUUAUAAAGAACAAGAAUAUUCCCGAUGGGCAGCAAGAUUCUUUCAAGACCGGGUUUGCUGAGGGCUUCCUGAAAUCCCAAGCUCUGACACAGCGCACACAAGACUCUCUGAGGAGGACGAGGCUGGUCCUGCUGGUCCUGCUGCUCCUGGGACUCUACGGCCUCUCCAAGACCCCCUUCCUAUCGGUAYGAUUCCGAACCACAUCAGGCCUGGACUCAGCGGUGGACCCUGUCCACAUGAAGAAUGUGACGUUYGAGCACGUAAAAGGGGUGGAGGAGGCCAAGAAUGAGUUGCAGGAGGUGGUGGAGUUCCUCCGGAGCCCAGAGAAGUUCACCGUCCUCGGAGGGAAACUGCCAAGAGGGAUCUUGCUGGUUGGCCCUCCUGGUACUGGGAAGACUCUGUUGGCCAGAGCCGUGGCUGGAGAAGCCAACGUCCCAUUUUAUUAUGCCUCUGGCUCUGAGUUUGAUGAGAUGUUUGUGGGGGUUGGAGCCAGUCGCAUCAGGAACCUCUUCAAGGAAGCCAAAGCAAAUGCGCCGUGCGUGAUCUUCAUUGACGAGUUGGACAGCGUCGGCGGGAAGAGGAUUGAGUCUCCCAUGCACCCCUACUCCAGACAGACCAUCAACCAGCUACUGGCUGAGAUGGACGGGUUCAAACCAAACGAAGGGGUCAUUAUCAUUGGAGCGACAAACUUCCCUGAGGCUUUGGAUAAUGCUCUGAUUCGACCGGGACGUUUCGACAUGCAGGUCACCGUCCCCAAGCCAGAUGUGAAGGGGCGCACAGAGAUCCUCAACUGGUACCUUAGGAAGAUCAAAGUAGACCCUGAUGUGGAGGCUGGGAUCAUCGCCAGGGGAACGGUGGGCUUCACCGGGGCCGACCUGGAGAACCUGGUCAACCAAGCGGCUCUGAAGGCGGCGGUGGAUGGCAAAGACAUGGUGACCCUCAAAGAGCUGGAGUUCGCCAAGGACAAGAUCCUCAUGGGCCCAGAGAGGAGGAGUGUGGAGAUAGACAAAAAGAACAAGGAGAUCACGGCGUACCACGAGUCUGGCCACGCUGUCGUGGCGUACUACACCAAGGAUGCCAUGCCCAUCAACAAGGCCACCAUCAUGCCCAGAGGACCUACGCUGGGUCAUGUGUCCAUGCUCCCAGAUGAUGACCGCUGGAGCGAGACGCGAGCUCAGCUGCUGGCCCAGAUGGACGUCAGCAUGGGAGGCCGUGUGGCAGAGGAGAUCAUAUUUGGCAAUGAGUUCAUCACCACUGGUGCAUCAAGUGACUUUGAUGCUGCCACCAGAAUUGCAAAAAUGAUGGUGACCAGAUUUGGUAUGUGUGAGAGKCUGGGAGUCAUGACCUACACUGACCAAACCAAGCAGAGCCCAGAGACACAGGCUGCCAUCGAACACGAAGUCAGGAAACUUUUAAAGGAUUCGUACGAGCGGGCCAGGGCUCUCCUCAAGUCUCAUGCCAAAGAACACCAGAACCUAGCCAACGCCCUGUUGCAAUACGAGACGCUGGAUGCCAGAGAGAUCAAGAUGGUCCUGGAGGGCAAGAUGAGACUUCCAAGGGUGGAGCUGUCACUCUGUUUAAUUUGGGAGAUCGGGUGAGGGGUGGGAAGACAACAAAUCGCUGUCCACAGUGAUUUCAGUCUACGCAAACAGAGCUACGGAGCUGUACGUGUGUAUGUACAGUGCCUUCAGGAAGWAUUCACAGCCUGAAUUUAAAAYGAAUUAAAUUAAGUUUUUGUGUCACU
This is a messenger RNA of Salvelinus sp. IW2-2015, 2491 nucleotides long. Its product is annotated as ATP-dependent zinc metalloprotease YME1L1. Gene Ontology annotation, molecular function: ATP hydrolysis activity; ATP binding; metalloendopeptidase activity. The record is from RefSeq and is a predicted model, not a curated record. Lineage: Eukaryota; Metazoa; Chordata; Actinopteri; Salmoniformes; Salmonidae. Gene Ontology annotation, cellular component: mitochondrial inner membrane. Gene Ontology annotation, biological process: protein quality control for misfolded or incompletely synthesized proteins; mitochondrion organization.